Polyodon spathula (Mississippi paddlefish) is the source of this 1747-nucleotide messenger RNA. RefSeq names its product LMBR1 domain containing 1 (gene lmbrd1). The record is from RefSeq and is a predicted model, not a curated record. Gene Ontology annotation, cellular component: vacuolar membrane. The coding region runs from base 39 to 1664 and encodes 541 amino acids. Gene Ontology annotation, biological process: protein localization to vacuole. NCBI's taxonomy places the organism in Eukaryota, Metazoa, Chordata, Actinopteri, Acipenseriformes, Polyodontidae. The transcript has 16 exons.
AACACACGUGGGCUGCGUGUUUGUUGCAGGAAGUGAAGAUGGCGGACGUUGCGUUGCUGUCAGAGUCUGUGCUCGGCUGGUCCAUUUUUGGACUUGUGCUUCUGGCAAUUUUGGCAUUUUGUUGGAUUUACAUACGAAAGUACCAAAGUCGACAGGAAAGUGAAGUGAUCUCUACUAUAACAGCAAUAUGUGCGCUUGCCAUUGCAUUGAUAACUUCAGCACUUCUUCCAGUGGACAUAUUCUUGGUAUCCUAUAUGAAAGAGUCAAAUGGCACUUACAAGGAGUGGGCUGCAAGCAAUCUCACAAGAGAGCAAGUUGAGGACACAGUAUUAUAUGGAUAUUAUACAUUGUACUCCAUUAUUCUGUUCUGCAUUUUCCUGUGGAUCCCCUUUGUUUACUUCUAUUAUGAAGAAAAGGACGAUGAUAACAUCAACAGGUGCUCGCAAGUUAAAAAUGCCCUGAAGUAUACCCUUGGAUUUAUGAUAGUUUGCACUGCUCUUCUCCUAAUCGGAGCAUUUGUGCCACUGGAAGCACCAACCAAUCAAAACUCCACUCAGUGGGAAAAAGUUCAGUAUUUGUUUGAGGAACUUGGGAGUAGCCAUUGCUUGGCUGCCCUGUCAUUCUCCAUUAGCUCCAUGACCUUGAUUGGAAUGCUGGCAGCGAUCACUUACACAGCUUAUGGUAUGUCCGUCCUACCACUAAAUCUGAUAAAAGGCACCAGAAGUGUUGUCUACGAGCGCUUGGAGAACAUGGAAGACAUUGAAGAAGUAGAGCAACAGAUAGAUAACAUCAAAUCUAAGUGCAGUGAUGGCCGUCCCUUAUCCACAAGGGACAGACGGUCCCUGCAGCAGCUGGAAGAAAAAUUGCAGAUGCUUCGAAGAAGACACAGGCACCUGGAAACUGCUGAAAAGAACUACUGCACAAAAUUCUGCAGUGCCCUUCAACCUUUAAAGAUUGCUAUUGGAGUGUUUUUAAUCCUGGUGGCUGUGUUGUUUGUCAUUGCACUUUUCAUAUCAAACUUGGAUAAAGCCAUGCAUUCUGCUGGAAUCAACACUGGAUUCAUAAUCUUUGGGACUAAUUUUACCAACCCACUAAAUGAGUUGUUGUUAGCAUUACAGCCUGUUUUUCCUUUGGAUUACAUCAUGAUUACAGUCAUUACGAUGUAUUUUGUCUUCACAUCUGUGGCAGGGAUACGGAAUAUGGGCAUAUGGUUCUUCUGGAUAAGGUUGUACAAGAUUAGACCAGGAAGAACCCGACCCCAGGCUCUCCUCUUCCUGUGCAUGAUCCUCCUGCUCAUUGUUCUUCACACCAGCUACAUGAUGUACAGCCUUGCACCUCAAUACGUCAUGUAUGGAAGUCAGAAGUACUUAAAAGAGAGCAAAGUUCCAUCUAUUGAAGCAAUGCAAGGAAAUUCAACAGCCAGAGUGAUCAAGAAUUGUGAUGCAGAUGCCCCUGAAGAUCAGUGCACAAUCACAAGGACAUAUCUCUUUCUUCAUAAGUUUUGGUUCUUCAGCAGCAUCUAUUACUUUGGUAACUGGGCUUUCAUUGCGUUUUUCCUUAUUGGAUUAGUUGUGUCUUGCUGCAAAGGAAAGAAAUCUGUAAUUGAAGGAGAAGUGGAAGAAGAUGACUCUGACAUGAGUGAUGAUGAAUUCUUGCAGGUGUAGAACCUUAUGAUAGAAAACUUAUGGUACUUACAAGUUUCAUUUCCACAUUGAAAAUUUUUUUUGGGGGGGGGGGGGGGGGGUAU